GGACUACAUCGCACCGAAGGCGAACUCCGGGAAGUGUUGCCAAGGACUCCUGAUCACGUUGAACUUGGUGAACACCAUCCUGCGCCAUCCUGCGGUGCGGCGGCAGCAGACUGGGAAGUUACCGCAGCGGCCGAGCCGGCUGGGUGGAUUCUGUAAGAUGAACCUCAUCUGGAGCUUGCGUCUGCACCUCCCUGCGGACUUGCCGGGCUGCAGGCAGGAAAUCCGCCGCCUGUGAUUGGAGGGCUGGUGCUGGUGGGAUAAUGAACUUGGUAGUGUCGGCAGAGGUGAUUGGCCCGGCCCUGCUGCAGUGAGGUUGCAGACUGGAUGGGCGGCCGGGGCUGGGGGAGAGCGCCGGCGGCUGAAUGACUGCGAGCUCCAAGUUGCUUUUGCCCCCAGGAGAGGUCUGUUUGGCUAUUGCUUUAUCCUUACCCCCUCCUUUUUUUUUUUUUUUUUUAAAGCUAAACCUUUGAUCACUGGCCACCUGUAGAAGUGAGUUUUAUUGAAGAAGCCCAGCUGCUGUCCUUAUUGCCAGCAGCCUAGGAGGCUCCCUUUAGAGUGAGCUACUUCUCAGGCCAGGCACGACAGCAGUGCUAGUGAAUUUGAAAUAGCAGGAAACAGCCCCUGCAUGCAGAGCUUCCCGCCUGAGAACUCCCCAGGCUAGGCCUCCAAGCAGCUGUGUAGCCAGAGACCCUUGGUAUUGUGGUCACAUCCCUCCAAGUGGACGAUCACCAGCAGUGGUGUUUGGAGGAAGCCGGGAUGCUGCAGAUGCUGUGGCAGUUUCUGUCUAGCUUUUUCCCUAGGGCUGGGUGCCAGGACUCCAGAGAGGGCACGGAUCAUGAAGUCAGAGGCACCCAGGCUCCUGCUCCGGGUAACCAGAUGUCAAGCUUUUUUGGGAAACAAGAUGGAAGGGCUGAGGCCACCGAAAAGAGACCCACCAUUUUGCUGGUGGUUGGACCUGCAGAGCAGUUUCCUAAGAAAAUUGUGCAAGCUGGUGACAAAGACCUGGAUGGGCAGCUGGACUUUGAAGAGUUCGUCCAUUACCUCCAAGACCAUGAGAAGAAACUGAGGCUGGUGUUCAAAAGUUUGGACAAGAAAAAUGAUGGACGAAUCGAUGCACAGGAGAUCAUGCAGUCCCUGAGGGACCUGGGAGUCAAGAUCUCCGAGCAGCAGGCAGAAAAGAUUCUCAAGAGCAUGGACAAGAACGGCACGAUGACCAUCGACUGGAACGAGUGGAGGGACUACCACCUGCUGCACCCCGUGGAGAACAUUCCUGAGAUCAUCCUGUACUGGAAGCACUCCACGAUCUUUGAUGUGGGUGAGAAUCUGACGGUACCUGAUGAGUUCACUGUGGAGGAGAGGCAGACAGGGAUGUGGUGGAGACACCUGGUGGCAGGAGGUGGGGCAGGGGCCGUUUCCAGAACCUGCACCGCCCCACUGGACAGACUGAAGGUGCUCAUGCAGGUGCACGCCUCCCGCAGCAACAACAUGUGCAUCGUGGGAGGAUUCACGCAGAUGAUUCGAGAGGGAGGGGCCAAGUCACUCUGGCGGGGCAAUGGCAUCAAUGUCCUCAAAAUUGCCCCUGAGUCGGCCAUCAAAUUCAUGGCCUACGAGCAGAUCAAGCGUCUUGUUGGUAGCGACCAGGAAACGCUAAGAAUCCAUGAGAGGCUUGUGGCGGGUUCCUUGGCCGGGGCCAUUGCCCAGAGCAGCAUCUACCCUAUGGAGGUUCUAAAGACCCGGAUGGCCCUGAGGAAGACAGGCCAGUACUCGGGCAUGCUGGACUGUGCCAGGAGGAUCCUGGCCAGAGAGGGGGUGGCUGCCUUCUACAAAGGCUAUGUCCCCAACAUGCUGGGGAUCAUCCCCUAUGCGGGCAUCGACCUAGCCGUCUAUGAGACGCUCAAGAACGCCUGGCUGCAGCGCUACGCGGUGAACAGCGCAGACCCCGGCGUGUUUGUGCUCCUGGCCUGCGGCACCAUAUCCAGCACCUGUGGCCAGCUGGCCAGCUACCCACUGGCCCUGGUCAGGACUCGGAUGCAGGCACAAGCCUCCAUCGAGGGCGCUCCCGAGGUGACCAUGAGCAGCCUUUUCAGACAGAUCCUGAGGACCGAAGGGGCCUUUGGGCUGUAUCGGGGACUAGCCCCCAACUUCAUGAAGGUGAUUCCAGCCGUGAGCAUCAGCUACGUGGUGUACGAGAACCUUAAGAUCACUCUGGGUGUGCAGUCACGGUGACCGAGGGCAGGUGGACUUGCUGACCCUGGCUGCAGCCAGGGUGUCCAGCCAUCUCAUUCUGUGAAUGUGCCGACAACACUAAGCUGACUUAAGCCAAGCUGUGAAACCUGGCAGUGCGCAGGGAGGGGCGGGGAGACUGGCAGGCCUCGGCUUGUCCUGCUGACCUGCAGACCCUCGUGACCGUACCAGGGAGGGUCCCUGGGUUUCCUCAGGGUCCAGGGGUCAGCAGGACCCGGGCCCAUGCGCCUAGGCACAGGACGUUUCCUGCAGCGCCUGCCACAUAGCGAGCUUGGGGAUAGCUUUGCUCUUCCAUCUCGUCCCCACAGCCCGGCCCUGCCGCUGGCCCACUGAGUGUUCCUGUGCCUGUUUUGCGUCCCUCCCCCUGAUUCGCUGUGGUAGGAGUAGGGCCACCAGCCCACUCCCAGCCAUGAGAGGUGACUGCCUGCCUCUCAGACCCACCUCCGACCUGCUGUGUCAGCACAGGGCGUGGCCCGGGAAGAUGGGGGGUCCCGCUUGGGUUUCUGAGCUCUCACAGAGGGCGCCUGGGCGCACGCGCUGCCUGGUCUGCAGCGUGACUGGGGAGCUCGUGCUGGACCUGCAGUCCCCUGGCUUCGGUGCCUUGGUCUUGUGCUCUGAGCUGGCCCAGACUGUCAGGACUGGCACCAAAACCGAACUCCUCAUCCCCACUCUGUGGCAUAAGGGCAGUGCCCGGUCAUGUUUUAUUGCCAAGAGCAGAGUUUCUGCCCCGUAUCCGCCCUGCUGAGGGAUGGGCGGAAGGCCCUGGUCCUGUGCUGCUGGGGAGGGUCUUGGAGAGGCAGCUUGGGCAGUGCCCUGUUCCUUGCUCCCCAAGGAAGAUGGGGAGUGGGUGGCUGGACUGCACGAGGUCUGCUGACCCCCCAGGGAUUCGUGUCCAUCCCAGCGGGGGUGAGGUGGGACCAGCUCACAUUCCACUGAUGCGACACAGCACACUGCUUGGAGCCUAUUUAUUUUGUAUUUAUUUGAACAGAGUUAUGUCCUAUUUUUAUAGAUUUGUUUAAUUAAUAGCUCAUCAUUUUCAAGUUCAUUUUUUAUUCAUAUUUAUGUUCCUGGUUGAUUGUACCUUUCCAUCUCCACCUGGUGGGGGUGGGGGAGAAGAGGGAAGGGCCUCGGGAGUGACCCUUCCUGGGCCCACACCAGCGUCCUGUCUGGUCUGUCCAAAGAAGUUCCUCUCAGGACUGGAGACAGGAAGACGAGGGGAGAAGCCCCGACUAUGGAGAAUGCAUCCCUUAGCGCGUCGGCAGCUUGUCCCCAGGAGGCCUGAGACCUGGAGGGGGAGGGGCAGGUGAAAAAUCCCGGCCAUGGGUGGGUGACAGUCCCAAUCUUGCCUGGACAGGGAGGAGUUCUUUAUUUCAUCCUUUUUGAAUGACAGGGUAGUGAGAUGCCGCUCAUCUUGAGCUUGUGACAAGGGGGUAGGGCUGGAGGACAGGGUGGCCGUUUCCCCACCCCAGCCCGGAAGUGGGACCCUCCCUCGAAGCCCACAGCUGCCCUUGCUUGGUAAUGCUGGUCAGCUGGCCACUUGACAUUUGCACCUCCAUUCCCCAGAAUGGCCUGAUGAGGACAAUUUAAAUAGGAUGCAAAGAUCAAUGCAAAAAUUGUCAUAUAUAAAUAUAUAGUUAUAACUGGAAUUUGUCAAAGCAGAUUAAAGAAUUGGAAGUUGUCAUUCAAACAGCCUUCUAAUAAAGUUGUUUCAAAGCUGCUGACGGA
Messenger RNA from Marmota flaviventris (yellow-bellied marmot), 3969 nucleotides. RefSeq names its product solute carrier family 25 member 25 (gene Slc25a25). Gene Ontology annotation, biological process: transmembrane transport. NCBI's taxonomy places the organism in Eukaryota, Metazoa, Chordata, Mammalia, Rodentia, Sciuridae. Gene Ontology annotation, cellular component: mitochondrial inner membrane. The record is from RefSeq and is a predicted model, not a curated record. Gene Ontology annotation, molecular function: calcium ion binding.